Messenger RNA from Neomonachus schauinslandi (Hawaiian monk seal), 1393 nucleotides. RefSeq names its product heterogeneous nuclear ribonucleoprotein C-like. The record is from RefSeq and is a predicted model, not a curated record. Lineage: Eukaryota; Metazoa; Chordata; Mammalia; Carnivora; Phocidae. The transcript has a single exon. Bases 153 to 731 code for a protein of 192 amino acids. Gene Ontology annotation, molecular function: RNA binding. Gene Ontology annotation, cellular component: nucleus.
CCUUCGUUCAGUAUGUUAAUGAGAGAAAUGCUCUGGCCGCUGUGGCAGGAGAGGAUGGCAGAAUGAUUGCUGGCCAGGUUUUAGGUAUUAAUCUGGCCGCAGAGCCAAAAGUGAACUGAGGAAAAGCAGAUGUGAAGUGAUCUGCAGCGGAGAUGUACGGCUCCUCUUUGGACUUGGACUAUGACUUUCAACGAGAUUAUUAUGACAGGAUGUAUCGUUACCCAGCGCUUGUUCCUCCUCCUCCUCCUGCUAUUGCUCAGGCUGUAGUUCCUUCAAAACACCAGCGUGUAUCAGGAAACACCUCACUAAGGGGCAAAAGUGGCUUCAAUUCUAAGAGUGGACAGCGAGGAUCUGCUUCCAAUUCUGGAAAGUUGAAAGGCAAUGACCUUCAGACCAUUAAGAAGGAGUUGACCCAGAUAAAACAAAAAGUGGAUUCUCUACUGGAAAGCCUGGGAAAAAUUGAGAAAGAACAGAGCAAACAAGGAGUAGAGAUGAAGAAUGAUAAGUCAGAAGAGGAGCAGAGCAGCAGCUCCCUGAAGAAAGAUGAGACUAAUGUGAAGAUGGAGUCUGAGGGGGGUGCAGAUGACUCUGCUGAGGAGGGGAACCUACUGGAUGAUGAUGAUAAUGAAGAUCGGGGGGAUGACCAGCUGGAGUUGAUCAAGGAUGAUGAAAAAGAGGCUGAGGAAGGAGAGGAUGACAGAGACAGCGCCAAUGGCGAGGAUGACUCUUAAGCACAUAGUGGGGUUUAGAAAUGUUGUCCCAUUAUUUCUUUACCUAGGCUUUUGUCGAAGAUCAAAAUUUUCACCAGAUCCUCUCCCCUAGUAUCUUCUUCAGCACAUGCUCACUGUUCUCCCCAUCCUUGUCCUUCCCAUGUUCAUUAAUUCAUAUUGCCCUGCGCCUAGUCCCAUUUUCACUUCCUUUGACGCUCCUAGUAGUUAUGUUAAGUCUUACCCUGUAGUUUUUGCUUUUAAUUUUGAUACCUCUUUAUGACUUAACAAUAAAAAGGAUGUGUGGUUUUUAUCAGUUGUCUCCAAAAUAAUCUCUUGUUAUGCAGGGAGUACAGUUCUUUCCAUUCAUUCAUACAUGAGCUCAGUAGUUGCUUCCCUAACUCCAGAGGCAAUCGCAUUAGUUGAAUAGCACCUGAGAGCAGCUCUGAGUUAGAGGUAUGUGUGUUAUACCCCACAUAAGAGUGCUAUGUGGGGCUGUUCAACACAAAUGUAACAAUGUACUUUUGUGAAUCAGAGUUGGCAUGUCAAAUGCAUCCUCUAGAAAAAUAGUGUAAUAGUCUUAAGAUUUGUUUUCAAAAGUUGAUACUGUGGGUUAUUUUUGUGAACAGCCUGAUGUUUGGGACCCUUUUUUCUCAAAAUAAACAAGUCCUUAUUAAACCAGGAAU